GUAACCCCUCUCAAAAAAAAACGAAAAGCACACCUAAACCAAUUUUUUUUUUCUUAAAAAAAAAAAAACAGAUCUUAGCGCUCAUUUCUUGUGAUUUGAGUGCUUAUAUUAUAUUUUCCCUGAUCUUCUGGAUUUGUCUGCGAGUGAUUGAAAUCAGCGGCCAUGGUUUCAACGAACAAGCUCAAAUCCGUCGAUUUUUACAGGAAAAUUCCUAGAGAUUUGACGGAGGCAUCGUUAUCAGGUGCAGGAUUAUCGAUAGUAGCUGCCCUAGCUAUGGUGUUUUUGUUUGGAAUGGAACUUAAUAAUUAUUUAACGGUCAACACCUCUACAUCUGUGAUUGUUGACAAUAGUUCUGAUGGAGAGUUCUUACGUAUUGAUUUCAAUCUUAGCUUUCCUUCACUCUCAUGUGAAUUUGCAUCGGUUGACGUGAGUGAUGUGUUAGGAACUAACAGGUUGAAUAUAACAAAAACAAUCCACAAAUUCUCAAUUGAUCAUGAUUUGAAGCCCACUGGAUCUGAGUUUCACUCUGGACCAGUUUUGCAUCACAUCAAUCACGGAGAUGAAGUUCAUGAAGAAGGCAGUGAAGGUUCUGUAUCACUCAAAGCUCAUAAUUUUGAUCAAUACUCGCAUCAGUAUCCAAUUUUAGUUGUCAAUUUUUAUGCUCCUUGGUGCUACUGGAGUAAUCGCCUGAAACCUUCAUGGGAAAAGGCAGCUAAAAUAAUAAGAGAAAGGUAUGAUCCGGAAAUAGAUGGGCGGAUUCUGUUGGCUAAGGUUGACUGCACUGAAGAAGGUGAUCUAUGUAGGAGGAAUCACAUACAAGGGUAUCCAUCAAUUCGUAUUUUCCGUAAAGGAAGUGAUCUUCGGGAUGACCAUGGACACCAUGACCAUGAAUCUUAUUAUGGAGAUCGAGAUACAGACAGCCUGGUUAAGACAAUGGAAGGUUUGGUUGCACCUAUUGCAAUGGAAUCUCAAAGGCAUGCUUUGGAGCAUAAAACUGAAAAUGCAACAGAGCAUGUUAAAAGACCAGCUCCUUCAGCCGGAGGAUGUAGAAUUGAAGGAUAUGUGCGUGUAAAGAAGGUUCCAGGCAACCUCGUGAUCUCAGCUCGCUCAGGAGCCCAUUCGUUUGAUUCUGCGCAAAUGAACUUGUCACAUGUCAUAUCCCAUUUCUCGUUUGGUAUGAAGGUUUUGCCCAGGGUAAUGAGUGACGUGAAGCGUUUGAUACCUCACAUUGGUCGAAGUCAUGACAAGUUGAAUGGCCGAUCAUUUAUUAAUCAUCGUGAUGUAGGGGCUAAUGUCACUAUAGAGCAUUAUCUCCAAGUUGUUAAAACUGAGGUGGUUACAAGAAGAUAUUCAGCUGAGCACAAAUUAAUAGAGGAGUACGAAUAUACAGCUCAUAGCAGUUUGGCACAAACUGUCUACAUGCCAACUGCAAAAUUCCAUUUUGAGCUCUCUCCCAUGCAGGUUUUGAUCACUGAAAAUCCCAAGUCUUUUUCGCAUUUUAUCACCAACGUCUGUGCCAUAAUUGGAGGUGUCUUCACGGUGGCUGGUAUAUUGGAUUCAAUUUUGCACAACACAUUUAGAAUGAUGAAAAAAGUAGAACUCGGCAAAAAUUUUUGAUAGGAAGAUGAAAUUUGAUGUAUAAACUCUGUUCUGAUACUCCUUAUUUAGCAAGGAUUUGAUUAGAACAAUUACGGUAUUUACCUGGUUUUGAAUUGUUAUAAGCUAUUCUAAUUGCUAAUACAAGAAAUUUUUCAUCGCUCUCUGCAA
This is a messenger RNA of Populus euphratica (Euphrates poplar), 1767 nucleotides long. RefSeq names its product protein disulfide-isomerase 5-4-like. Bases 163 to 1617 code for a protein of 484 amino acids. NCBI's taxonomy places the organism in Eukaryota, Viridiplantae, Streptophyta, Magnoliopsida, Malpighiales, Salicaceae. The transcript has 15 exons. Gene Ontology annotation, cellular component: endoplasmic reticulum; COPII-coated ER to Golgi transport vesicle. The record is from RefSeq and is a predicted model, not a curated record.